GACAGAGAGUGUGAGAGCGAAGAGUGAAGAUCGGAGGUGGUAGAAACAUCUAUUCGAUCUUCCUCAGCAUCACAGGCUCUAUGCAAUCAUCGAUCUACCCGUGAAAGAAUGGGUCGCAAAGCAGGUUCGAUAUACAUUAAUCCAAAGAAAUUUGGUGCUUUUCACAAACCUUGCAUGAAGGAAAUGGUGACAUUUCUCAGUUGCUUGGCUCUUAACAGCAACUGUGAUGAGAAAUGUGUAAGGCAGAAGGACCUUUUGAGUACUUGCAUGGAUUCUCAGAGCAAGAAAAACAAGUCAAUGGGAAGCAUUAAUUACCACUGGCAGAGGCUGAGCAGGGGAAGGAAGUAGUUCGUGUCUUGUAGAGAGCAAACUUAAAACUAAGGUCUGAUUCUUUGGAGUCAUUGGGUGGCAGAUGGUAAGUUAGGGAAGCUGUUCUAUUGUUGCACCUUAGAAUGUUCACAUGUAAUUCUCCAUUUUGAUUGUAGCCUAAGCUGUGAGAAAUUAUGGAUAUAUUAUUUUCAACUAUUCUCUUGUAGUUGAAUGAUAUUUCAACGAAUUUUGUAAUAAUAUGUAAACCAGUCUUGAACAAUUACUCCUCUAAAGAAACAUAAUAUCUUUAAGAAAAGUUUAGAGAUACUGAAAUUAUAAUUUAUAAAGGUGUUACCAAUAUA
Messenger RNA from Rosa rugosa (rugosa rose), 671 nucleotides. RefSeq lists its product as uncharacterized. The record is from RefSeq and is a predicted model, not a curated record. The coding region runs from base 109 to 348 and encodes 79 amino acids. Gene Ontology annotation, biological process: mitochondrial translation. The transcript is spliced from 3 exons. Lineage: Eukaryota; Viridiplantae; Streptophyta; Magnoliopsida; Rosales; Rosaceae. Gene Ontology annotation, molecular function: structural constituent of ribosome.